This is a messenger RNA of Esox lucius (northern pike), 1401 nucleotides long. RefSeq lists its product as uncharacterized. Gene Ontology annotation, molecular function: RNA-DNA hybrid ribonuclease activity; nucleic acid binding. The transcript has 2 exons. NCBI's taxonomy places the organism in Eukaryota, Metazoa, Chordata, Actinopteri, Esociformes, Esocidae. The record is from RefSeq and is a predicted model, not a curated record. Bases 169 to 1401 code for a protein of 410 amino acids.
CAAGGUCAUAAAGCCAGUUUGAAUAAAUUGCAGUUUGUCCAGAAGGAGGUUAUUUUUCUGGGCCAUAAACUUACACCGGAGGGUAAAUGUCUCAGCACAGAUAGAAUAGAAGCAAUUGUUGGUAUCCCAAAACCUCUUACUAAAACUCAACUCCUGUCCUUUCUGGGCAUGACAGGUUUCUGUAGGCAAUGGGUUCCUGAAUAUGCCCGUUUGGUACAGCCCUUGCAGGAUAUGGCCUAUGGCCAGAAGCUUGCUUCACAUGAUAGGGUUGUGUGGACUCCUGAGGGGGAUGAUUCCUUUACUUCUCUGAAACAGGCCCUAACUACCUCUCCUACUUUAGGGCUCCCCGAUCCUAAAAAGAAGUUUAUCCAAGCAGUGUGUGAAAAGGACGGUUAUAUGUCCUCUGUCUUAAUGCAGAAACAUGGGGAUAAGCUGAGGCCAAUUGCAUACUUUUCUUCUAAAUUGGAUGCUGUAGCACAAGGCCUUCCCUAUUGUCUGAAGGCUGUGGCAGCGGCGGCUGAUGCUGUUCUGCGUUCACGACCUCUGGUGUGUUAUCAGCCGCUUGAGCUACGGGUUCCUCAUUCUGUUGCCUCUAUUUUGUUGGAACACAAGACUAGUCAUCUGUCUGGGGCUAGGUUUCUACAUUACCAUAACAUUUUGCUGUCAUUGCCCCAUCUCACUGUUGUAAGGAGUCCUGUUUUAAAUCCGGCCACUUUCCUCCCUACGGAGGUGGAUGGUGAGCCGCAUGACUGCCUUGCUGCUAUUAACCAACAGUGUACCCCUCGUGAUGACUUGUCUGAUGUACCUCUGCCGAAUUGUGAUCUUGUUUUUUAUGUUGAUGGGUCUGCCAGUAAAUCUCCUAUUUCCACUGUUAAUCAUGUUGGUUAUGCCAUUGUCACGGAUCAUGAUGUGAUAGAGGGUCACAGACUGCCACAUCACCUCUCCGCUCAAGCAGCGGAGCUGUUUGCUCUCACUCGAGCUUGCAUUCUGGCUGAGAGUCUAAGUGUUACCAUUUACACGGACAGUAGAUAUGCCUUUGGUGUUGUACAUGAUUUCGGUACGUUGUGGAAAAUGCGGGGGUUUAUUACGUCUACUGGUACUCAGAUCCAACAUGGGCAACUUAUUCGUAACCUGUUAGAAGCUGUCCUGUUACCUAGGGAAGUGGCGAUAUGUAAAUGUGAGGCCCAUACUACUGGCAGAGAUGUUGUUUCCCUUGGGAAUCGCAGAGCAGAUGCGGCUGCCAAAGCUGCUGCCCAGGCCCCUCCUCAUUCUGCUCUGCAGAUGACCCAUCUGACCCCCACGGUUUCCCUCUCUGAUCUUGUUGAAGUGCAAUCUCAGGCUUCACCUAAGGAGAGAACCGCCUGGAGAAAGGCGGGGGCGUCUUAUGUGGAGAUGUUAUGA